UAAAUUGAAGCUACCGAUUUAGGGCUUUUCGGAAGUGUAUUUCGCUCUUCGCACGUAAUGGAUGUUUCUGCUACUUUUUAUUUGCAGAGUUGUGGCUUUUGUUGAAUUGACAGCCAGCCAUAGCCCUGCGGCCCCACUGACGAGAGGCAGCGGAAGGAGCGAUGGCAGCCGGAGGCUCGGACCAGUACGAGCUGGACGUCCACCUGUCGGUGGGAUUCCUCCGCAAACAGCUGGGAGGGACCAUCGAGGAGGCGGUGCGCACGGCCGUGGAGACGGUCCUGUGCGAGACGGUGCGCCUGCUGGGCGAGCGCCUGGGACACCUCCAGGGAGCCCGCGAGCACGAGGGCCUUGCGGGCGUUGCGGGCCUUGCGGGCCUCCCGGGCCUCCCGGGCCAGAGCCUGAAGCUGUGGUUUGAAGCUGCGGGGGAGGACUGGAAAGCGGAGCCCGGUGGCGACGACAGUUCCCGGGAUCAGGGGAGCGCGGGCAAAGCCGCGAGUACCAGGAGCACGAGUCGGCCGAACUGCGGCGCCCAGAAGCCGCACGGCCACGGCGACGUCCCGGAGCCCCCCCGCGACGAGCACGCCGAUUUCGGGGUGUUUCCCGACCCCUUCGACAUGGCGUCCGCUGGACCUCGGGAGGAUUUUGCGGAAGGGCAAGACAUGGGGCUGCCGGAGGACUGGGAGUUGAUGAAUAAGGUGUACAAGGUGGAGCACAGCGAGGCCCUGUCCUUCAUAGAUGAGGGUGGGACAGCACACUAUGCAGAGGACUACAUGAUGCACGACAGGGAUCUGAGGAUCAUCACAGUCCCUCUGGAAGAAGAGCUCUCUGAGAUGGACACAGCCGGCUCCAAGGACCAUCCGACGCAGUUCAGACAGGCCGACAUCAAAAAGGAGCUUCCGGAAGCGCAAACCUCCGGCGUGUUGGCUGAAGCUGCAGUGCUACCCUCUCGUGGUGAGCCCCAGGGCGAGGACAACAAGGGGUGUGACGCUCCUACGGAGUUUGGACCCCAGAACCAUCUGGAGCAGCUGCGGCUUUGGCUGGAGCGCCUCUGUCCCGAGGUGGUGCGCGAGUACGAGCGCGACGGCUGCCUGUGCGAACUGUCCCGCAGGAAGCUCAUCAAGUUCGCGGUGUCAUUCAUCAUGGAUCAGUUUGGAUUCUACCCUACCUCUGCACAGAAGACCAUGUUGGCAGAGCACAUCGUGGAGCUCUUUCCCAGCCUCCGCUUGUGCGUUCCCUCAGCUGGGAUCAACGGUGUGGAGCACCUGUACGACCCGGUGUCGCGGACGGGCUACAUCGAGACGCGGCUGCGCAACUUCCGACGGACGCUGGAGGCCGACAAGAAGAAGUACGUCUUGAAGCGUCGGCGGGCAGAGCUGGGUCUCCCGGGAGCCCCAGUGGGGCAGGGCCAGUCAUCGAGCGAAGAGACUCGCAAAUGGGUGGCGCUGAUGAAGAGGACCAAGCCGCUGAGCAAGAACUUGCCGACCAUCCGCACCGCCAUGGAGCGCACCUUCGUGGCUCGCAGGAAGUGGAUGAACAGCGCGCGACCUUGCUUGAGCGCCGUGCUGGCCAAAUACCCGCGCUUUCUGGACGUUCCCUCGACGAUUGACCUGGAAUUUGAGAAGAUGUACCCUGGGAAAGGGGACGCCUUCAUGUCCAAGUGGAGUUCCAGCGUGUUGCCGAGGGUGCGCCAGAUCGCGGAGUGGGAGAAGCACCCAGAGAUCACUGCCCUCCUCCAGCAGGCCAGCUCCCAGCAGGAAGAUUCCUGCACGCUUACCAUGCUGAAAGUGCUCAUGCUCUUACUACCUCCAGCCAACACGGGCAGAGGUUCCCUGCCCACCAAGUUCAGCAUCAAGCAUGCGAUUCGCUACCUGGUAGAUCUUGUCCCGAUGGACACGAAUGUGUCCACAUUGUUCUGUGACCUGAGCACCGCAGAGCCACCCAGCACCCUGCCCAGGCCCUACAUCCUGAGUGUGGGACCCCUGGACUCCCCUGGCAGGAAGCUUUACAUCCUGGCCCCUGUGGAGCGUGUGGUGAUGGCUCUGCCGGAGGGAGGCCUGAGCGCCGCCGUGGACAAGCUCUUCAAGUUCCUGCGCAUCUUCAACCUAGACUACCCCGUGCAGCUCGCCCCGCUUUACAGCUUCCUGGAGCACCUGUAUGGCUUGGAGAAGCCCCACAGUGCCCUUGGGAGCAAGAAGUCCAAGGUACUGGAGCUGGUGUCAGGUCUCCAGGCUCUCUCCUGACGGCGUGGCGGUCGCACGACUCGAUCUCACCCGCGGGAUUGGCCCCCCGUUUCUCCCUCUCAUCAUGUUUUUGCCUUGACUCUAUCACACACUGAGUACGUAUGUUUACCUCUGAAAAGACACGUGGGCAGUCACAGACCUCGAGGGCGGUGGGCUCUGCUCGUUGUCCAGUGAGAAAGAGGAAGGGCUCAGUGGCCCAGUGAUUCAUCCCUUACAGUCAACAAGUCAGCUUGAGUUUUAAAUCAAGCGAAUCGGUUACUGACAGCACAGUCGAUGUCACCGGAACUGUUACGCACCAACAAAACCGGACUUUGCUAGGAAAAUGUUUUGGUAAGGGAUUUGAUAUCACAUUGUACUUUUUUUACUGUCUUUCUUUGUACAGCUGUUGUAGCUUUUAGGUUUGAGUGGCGCAGUUCAAUGUCUAAGUGCUACACUGAACUUGCGGCACAAAUGCAGCACUGCAGUUUUACCCUGGAGCAGCCAGAGUCACCUGGGCAAACAUAACAAAUGCCCAAUGUUCACAAGGACCUCGCACUGACUGCCUGCGCUUCCUGCAUUCAGUCGAACACCUGUGUAAUGUGAUCUCUUCCGGAUUUCGUAUGCACCGAGACCUCUGAGCUAAGGCGGUUUCCGGCGCUGGAACCGUACUCCCCUCAGCACAACCCGUCCCAUGGGAAGUCCUGCGGUUUGGACUGUAUGGGUGGGUUUGAUGCACAGCAGGUGCAUUUCCCAUCUCUGCAGCUUUAGUGUGUGUCAUUUUUAAUGUAAGGCCUUCCUCAGUUUUGCUCUUCAUUAAAGAUAGCCAGCAGCCUCCUUCAGAUUUGACAAUAGGUUCAUGACCACUUCUGGUUUCCACUUACCAUUCUCCGCUCUGUCGUGGUACUUGGUGCACUUCAGACAGGCCGGCUCCUCGUCUUACAUAAACAACUGGGACCAGAAGUCUGUUCCUAAUUUGAUUUACGCAUAAAUCCAAAGUCAGUUUUAUUGCAAAGUCACAGUCAAUGUGUCAAAAUACAGACCUCCCGUCAUUUAUUACAUUCUGUAGAAAUGUCUGCUACAGCUAUAAUAAGUAAGGCUUAUAAGGCAUUUUUGUUAACCGCACGCUACCUUAAUUUGAAUUGAGUGCCAGCAGGGUUGUGUCUGGUUCUAGAGGAGACUGGGGAUUAGGUGACAGAGGGUAGCCUUAGGGAGGUCUUAUUGCAAAACAAACCAGCCAGAGCACAAACAUGAAUGCAAUCACAAAAUCCUUUUGGCUGCAACAACAGCAUACACUGCAAAACAAACUUAGCCCUGCAGGGUUCUGCAUUCCGGACGUUUACUUUCGCCUCAGUCAAUUUAAGUAUACUAGGGCUUCACUAGCUGCACCUGGUGCUCGUUUCUCCCCACAUGUAGCUCCAAAACCAGGAAUUGGGGAUAAGAUGGAUUCUUUGUCUUUGUGUGCCUCGGAAAUAAAAAUUUUAAAAACACGUUUUUUCACAAACUCCUACUCUAUAGCAGUUGUUGACCACUUCACCUCAAAAUUACAUGUGAUGUUCCCCUUAUUGGUCGUCACUUCCCCUUGGUCAUCAGUACAGCACACCAGGCACGAGCUGUACACAAUAGGAAGGUGACUUGAAUGCACACAGCCCCACUCGGGGAGUCAGCGUACUGUGCAUUACCUCUUCAGCAUGUCCUGCGGACCCGGUUGAACCCUCAUCUCCUUACCUCGGUCUCUGCGGCACCUUAAACUUCCCACUUUUGUCAGAUUGUACAUACAGUACAAGCCUGUAGUGGACAACAUUGAUUCUGUAACUAAGGCUUUUCUUCCCUGGUACAAUGAUAGUCUUAAAUAUUUUAAUUACAUGGUGCAGAAGUACCAUCCUUUUACACCUCCAGCAUGAGUCAGUUGCUUUUAACUACUUAUCCCUGCUAAUAACUGUUCCCAACUUACUUUGGUUUGGUGAAUUGAUCACGGAAAUGGCCCUUGGGGACUGGGCACCUCAUGGCCAUCUGGUACCUGUUGGUUGGCUGAGACACCGCGUUACCCAUUACAUUACAUUACCCUCUUUAAAUAAUAAGUUAUUAAAAAGUGGAUGGAGUAAAAUACACCACUGCAGUUUAAGCGUUAAAUUUCAGGUAUUGAACGAAGGUGCUCAGUGUUUUGGUUGUGAAAAACCAAAUCUCCAGGGCUCUUGUCUGCUCAGCCCCAUUUUUACCCAGGGUUUAAUCUAUUGCUUGAAUUCAUUUUUCAUUCUUUGUGUUCUUUUCUUGCCUGUCGAUUCCUACUUGGGGGCAGAGUCAAUGAAGCAACAAGUUUGGAUCUUUAGCUCUGCCGCUUUUUUUUAGAUUUACCCCUUAUGCAAGUAUUUUCACAUGCCAGGCUGAAAUAAAUAGAUCUUGAUUGUUUUCCUGAGUCAAAGUCCUUCGUGUUGACAGUACUCGACUACCUCUUCUGAACCCAGUUUUAAAUGUGGGCAUCUGCUGAGAGUGCUUCGAGUGCAUCGUUGUGUUUGUUGCUGCCGCUCUAGUUGCUCAUCCGUAGAAAUAUUUUAGUUAUUUAAAUGUUGUUUCGGGUGAU
Molecule: messenger RNA, 4797 nt
Organism: Scleropages formosus (Asian bonytongue)
Lineage: Eukaryota; Metazoa; Chordata; Actinopteri; Osteoglossiformes; Osteoglossidae
Exons: 9
Coding region: 162-2240 (692 amino acids)
Source: RefSeq, a predicted model, not a curated record